Messenger RNA from Uncinocarpus reesii 1704, 1935 nucleotides. RefSeq lists its product as uncharacterized. Gene Ontology annotation, molecular function: RNA binding. The record is from RefSeq and is a predicted model, not a curated record. The coding region runs from base 1 to 1935 and encodes 644 amino acids. The transcript has 4 exons. Gene Ontology annotation, biological process: cytoplasmic stress granule assembly. Gene Ontology annotation, cellular component: cytoplasmic stress granule. Lineage: Eukaryota; Fungi; Ascomycota; Eurotiomycetes; Onygenales; Onygenaceae.
AUGCACGCCCAUGACCGCCUUGUUUUUCUGAUGACGGCGUUCAUUGGUUCUAGUGCUACAAUUACCACCAAGAAUGGAGAAAAAUUCUCUGGAAUUUUUUCUGGUUCUGUUCUCGAACCCAACGAGACAUCAUUUAUCUUAAAAAUGACGCGGCGUGCUUCAGUAGACCCUGACUCAAUCCGCCCAAACGGUACCAGCCAUCAAUCAUCCCCAUAUCUCGGCGCUGCCCCGGACCAUAAGAUGGUUUUCGAUGUCCAGAAUCUUGCAGAUUUCGCCGUCGAGGGUGUCUCUACUGCUGGAAUGGAGACUAAAGAACAAAAUGGCUCUGCUUUCCGAACCGAUGCCGACAUCUCUGGGAACCAGCCGGGGCGUGAAAGAGAACUGCAGCCCUGGGAGCCAGGGACAGAUACUGUGGUGGAAAUGUCUCUCGAGGGAGGCUCAACUGGCACCUGGGACCAGUUUGAAACAAAUGCUCGACUUUUCGGAGCGACCUCGAGUUACGAUGAAGAUUUGUAUACAACUCGUAUCGAUCGCAAUGACCCAUCAUACAAACAAAAGCAGGCAGAAGCCGCUCGCAUUGCUCGCGAGAUUGAAGCUAGUGAAACGACUAACAUUCAUGUACGUGAAGAACGUGGCUUAGUUCAUCCCAACGAGGAUAUCGGUGAAGAGGAGAAGUAUAGCGGUGUUCGCCGUGACGAAUUUCCGCCGUUGCAGACUGGUGGACUCAAUAAAUACACUCCACCUGCUCGAAGGCCACCAAUGGGACAUCCUACGGUACCUGGCGCUCCGAUAGACCCUGCGAUAAUCUCGGCUCAAGUUGCGCAGCCAAAGCCGACACAGCCCAAAUCAGCUCCUAGGGAAGCUGAAGUGAAGCAACAUGAGAAACAGGCAGAGAUUAGAAAUACGCCAGAAGCUAAGGCUACCAGUGCAGUCACCUCAACAGAUCUACCAAACCCAGCAUCAACCACUGAACUCACUGGCAACACUGAGGGUAAGCUUACAGCUGUUAAACCCAUUCCGAGUUUGAAUAUUCCCCCCAAACGCACCGGUGUAGAGAAUGCAGUUGCGAAUGUCGAGACAGAGGUCCUCGGCCACUUCCGUCAGUUUGCUAACAGCGAGAAAUUGAAAUUUCAAGAGCGUCGCCGUAACCAAGCACAAUAUGACAGAACCAUUAAACUCAACGAGUUGGUCAAAUUCAGCAAGAAUUUCAAACUGGGGACGCCAGUUCCGAAGGACUUGGUACCAAUAUUAGCAAAAGACCCCAACAAGCAAGAAGAAAUAGUCCAGAGAGCCAAAAAGCAGCACGAGGAGAAACUGGCUGGUGAAGCUGCUGCGAAAGCUGCCGCAGCCGCAGCCGCAGCAGCGGUGGCGUCAACAGCCGCUUCUGCCUCUACAACUACGGAACAAAAACCCGCUCCCCGUCAAACUGGACCAACGGGACCCGCUCGAUAUGAAAUGGGCACGGUACCGUCGAUGCCACCGCCUGAUCGGCAGAUGUAUCCUCGUGGCCGUCAGGGUUAUCCGCCAUUAGGACCACAAAGUGGGCGGCCUCUCUCACACCUUCCCUCACAUCCUGGCCGUGCGGGAUCUGGAUUGCUAAGUCAUCGUCUAGCUGAUAUCCAGCAGCAACGUAAAGGUGCUGCCAUGGCCUCCGUCCCUACACCCCUUCCAAUCCAGGAUACACGCAUUCCACCAAGCGGCCCAGUGGGCGGCGACAACGCCAAUACUCAUAAGCAAACUCAGACUCCCACUUCAGCGGUUUCCACCAAGUUUAACGCCCAAGCUAUGGAAUUCAGACCUAACCCUGCUGCGCACUCAUUCACGCCUGCAAGUGCUUCUGCGGUGUCGUCGAGCCCAGCUUCAAAUCUUAUAAGACCCCCCCAACAUGGGAAGUGGCACCAAUUAAUCAGGAAAAAACCUAUGCCGAUAUGUUAA